Pseudogymnoascus destructans is the source of this 1480-nucleotide messenger RNA. RefSeq lists its product as uncharacterized. Lineage: Eukaryota; Fungi; Ascomycota; Leotiomycetes; Thelebolales; Thelebolaceae. The transcript has 2 exons. Bases 164 to 1048 code for a protein of 294 amino acids. The record is from RefSeq and is a predicted model, not a curated record.
CCCUUCCCUCUCCCUCGCCAAAUACAGCAAGAACGAUAGAUAGAUGCUCCGCUCGGACGAUCGAACUAGGGGCGCCUUCCUAGAGACAGAGCGAGCAUCCGGAUGAUGUAACGCUGGACGACAUGCAGACUGCAUAUGCUCUGUGCUGGACAUCCCCGGCCUCAUGCUAGGCCUUCAAAACUGGUCACUGUGGCGGGGACAACAAACAUUCCACACGUCUUCUUUCAACCGCGAUAUUGCCCAGGUACUUCUCUUGAUACUUCUGAUAUACCCUUCGGGAUCUCGCCGCCUCGACGCUUCGCGGCUGACCCAUGGCGCCAGGCCAAGGGUGCCAUGUGCGUUCCUAUUAGCUGCUCCUCGAUCGCGGCGCUUAGAACCUCCUUCCCCCCUCCUCGUCUCCUCUCCCCUCCUCGUCUGCCUCUCCUCGCCAACGCCUUUCUCGACACGGGCCUCCCCCUCCAACAACGCACAACGGCUCGCUCGCUCGCACGCGCGUCAAGCCAUAACGGAGCCACCGGCCGACUAUGCGACCAUUGAUGACCCGAUUCCCGCGUCGCCCGCCCCAACUGCAACCCUCCUGCACCACCACAUCCCCCUCCACUCCCGUGACCGCCCUCACAGGCACAGCCAGCAGCACCACAGUUCCCCAUCCCCGCGGCCCCCACGGCCCCCACGACGCAUUCCAUGCCAGCAACAAUGCACGAGCGUGAUCUUUGUGAUACCACAACCUCCCCCUAGACACACCUCCACCGCCCUCCCUCCCCUCGCCCCCCCGACGCUUGCCCUCCCCAUCGCCCCGCUAACACACAAACAGCCCUCCUCCGACCGCCGCUGUUGGAACCACUUAAGCUUCACCCCCCCACGGACAUGCCCUCUGCAUCCCCGGCCUGCCCUAGGCCUCGCGGCUCGUGCCUGCGCGCGCUGUCCCUCCGCCCAACUGCGCGCUGCGCCAGCUGGCAGGCAAGCAAGUGCCGCUGCUGCCCUCGCCUGGGGCGCGCGGAAGCUCGCUUCCGCUAUCUCGCCCCCGCGCGCGAGUCUGGAAGGGUGAUACUAGGGGCCAUCCUAGGAGGUCGGCGUAAAGGGUUGUCCCGAAAGAGAAUCUCAGAGGGGCGUGGCGGUUGGAUUAUUGUCGUGCGUGCGUGUGCAUCGGCGCUGGUGAUCCUGCAGCCCACCGCGCCCCUUGACCGACUCGUUCGACGCGGUUGUUUGCCUGUUUGUCCAAGCGGACUAGCUAGGCUGAGGAAGGCAUGUCGUGUCUGGAGCUCUGCGCGCGGGGGAUCGCAUGAGCGGAGGGAGGGUGGCUCUGUCUCUGCGUCUGCGGCCGUCGUCACGCAGCAGCGGGACUUUUGCGAGAGGUAAGUUAGGUUCGGGCGCUGGGCGCGGAGAAUAUGCCUUGCGGAUAUUAAGGGUGUUGCAUACUCUAUUUCGUAGCCGGUGUUGGCGCUGAAAAGGGGUGUGGUCCGAGGUGAGGAUGGGAUGG